This is a messenger RNA of Ctenocephalides felis (cat flea), 1656 nucleotides long. RefSeq names its product general transcription factor II-I repeat domain-containing protein 2B-like. The record is from RefSeq and is a predicted model, not a curated record. The transcript is spliced from 2 exons. NCBI's taxonomy places the organism in Eukaryota, Metazoa, Arthropoda, Insecta, Siphonaptera, Pulicidae. Gene Ontology annotation, molecular function: protein dimerization activity. Bases 1 to 1656 code for a protein of 551 amino acids.
AUGGUGUGUUUGUUGUGCAAUACAGUGUUAAAUACUUUAAAAAAAGCGAAUGCAAAUAAACAUUAUUUGACUCAUAAAGAGCAUAAAUAUUUCGCUUUAGAAGGUGAAUCGCGAAAAACUGCACUUCGAAAGUUGAAAAAUGAGAAGCAUCAUCAGCAGGCAUCUUUUAGUGCCUUUGUCAAUCAAAAUUCCGCUGCAGUUGCUGUUUCCUAUAAAAUAGCACAUAUACUUGGAAAACGGGGCAAACCAUUUAGUGACAUUGAAAUGAUUAAAGAAUGUAUUGUUGAAGCAGUGAGUAUGUUAGAUCCAAGAAAUGUCGACAAAUAUAAACAAUUACCUCUUUCGAGAAGAACUAUAACAGAUCGACAGCACGAAUUAGCGCAAAAUAUAACAGAGCAGCUUCAUACAAUUAUACGAAAUGAAGGUGUUUAUUUUUCAAUUGCGUUAGAUGAAAGCACUGAUAAAACAGAUUCAGCGCAAGUAUUAUAUUUUAUUCGUGCCGUAACUAAAGAUUUUCAAUGUUACGAAGAACUACUUGCGUUGGGUACACUAACUGGAAGAACUCGCGGAGCCGAUAUUUUUGAAAAUUUUAAAGAAGUAUGUGAUAAAUUACAAUUGAAUGUCAGUAAUUUAGUCAGUGUCUGCACCGAUGUAGCACCUUCCAUGAGAGGCAAAAAAGAAGGAUUCAUUGCAUUAUUGAAAAAAGAAAACUUAAACUUAAAAAAAUUGAUAUCAUUCCACUGCAUUUUGCACCAGCAAAAUCUUUGCGCGAAAUCAACUAUUUUGCAAGACACUCUGGAUAAAACCAUUGCAAUUGUCAAUUAUAUUUGCGUAAACGCAAUGCGUCAUCGUGAAUUUCGUCAAAUGCUCUUGUUAGAUGAGGAAACGUAUAGUGUUGACCUACCGUACUACUGCAAGGUUCGCUGGCUAUCAUCAGAACAAGGAAAGCUAUGUGAUCUAUCAGAUGAAGUAUUUCUGAGAAACCUUGCAUUUUUGGCUGAUAUGAUGACAAAGCAAAAUAAUUUAAAUAUUUGCCUGCAAGGUGAAACAAGAUAUAUUUAUGAAAUGUGGCAAAAGAUCCAAGCGUUUAGAAAAAAAUUAUUAUUUUUCAAAGCAUUGCUUUGUCGAUCGGAAAUAUCAGAACAAUUUUUCCCGGAGCUAACUAAAGUGUUAAAUGAGCAAAACUGUGAAAAUAAAGAAUUCGAUGAAUACGUAGGUGUCUUGGAUUGUUUAAUAGAAGAGUAUACUCAGAGAUUUUCUGAUUUUGACGAGCACACUCCUGCUAUGAAACUUGCAUUUGAACCACAUUUAAUAGAGAUAUCCGAUGCGCCUCCAGAAAUGCAAAUGGAGUUAAUUGAUUUAGGGGAAGAUAGUAUCAUCAAAUCUCUUUUUAACUCCAAAAAGGAUCCCAUAGAAAUUUGGAAAAAUGCUGUUGAAUAUCCACGCCUUCGAGAACACGCUCGCCGGUUACUUUCCUGCUUCGGAAGUACCUAUUGUUGUGAGGCAACAUUUUCCCUCUUGUCAAAAAUAAAAACGAAUUUGCGAACGCAAAUCACAGAUACACAUUUAGAGGAUCAACUAAAGCUGUGUGUUUCAAAGAUUGAUCCAAAUAUAAAAUUACUAUCAAGCAAAAAACAAAGCCAAAUAAGUCACUAA